GCUUUAAGCUGACCGCUAUAUUGAUCAAGUUAGAUUUUAUAAGGACGCACGUUGAUAAGAUCUUUCGUAUUUGCUAGUUCCGCGAAAAGUUUUUUGCUAUUAUAACAUUUGUUGUGACAGAUUUUGGCAAUAAGUUCUUUCAUUCGGUCACCGUCGUAAUUGUUCGCCUAUGACGUCAUUUGUGCAUUACACAAGCGUCAUCGCUUAGUCUGUUUUGUGGAAAAUUUUUAUAGGAUUCGUGGUGUGCGGAAUAGAAUCGAGUCGUCUAUAUUAUCUUUUUUGUUGUGUUUUUUUUUUUGGUUAAACACAGGUGCAAAAGUAAUUUCGUACUGUGCGCAUAUUUUUUCUCCUACCUGUGAAAGUUACGCGACAGUGUUUUCACUCGCGGCCAAGUCACUUUCGGUGUUAAGCAAAGUAACACAGAGUGUUAUUUAUCUCCCAUCAUACAUCAUUGCACCAAAUCUGUAUUUAUUAUGGAGCGACAGUAACAUAUUUUUGUAAGCACAUUGUUAAAUUUUCCAAGUAAAAUAUAUAUAAAAAAAAGGUGCUACAAGUUUAUAUCAAGAUGUCCAUGCAACAAUUCUGUUUGCGGUGGAAUAAUCAUCAACCAAAUUUCAUUUCUGUGUUCUCAAAUUUAUUAAAUAAUGAAACAUUAGUGGAUGUUACAUUAGCUGCUGAAGGCAGACAUCUUCAAGCACAUAAAGUUGUACUAUCAGCAUGUAGUACAUAUUUCCAAUCGUUAUUCACAGUUAAUCCAUGCCAACAUCCGAUUGUUAUACUAAAAGAUGUUAAAUUCUCUGAUCUCAAAAUCAUGGUAGAUUUUAUGUAUUAUGGAGAAGUUAAUAUUUCUCAAGAUCAAUUACCAUCUAUUAUUAAAACAGCAGAAAGUUUGAAGAUAAAAGGUCUUGCAGAAAUGCAUACAGCUUCAUUAACUAAAUGGCCAAGUAGUAGUAGCGAACAAGGAGCUGCUGAUCGUGGGGAAUCAUGUUCUCCCAGUCCAUCUCCUCUUUCUCCAUCCUUCAGACGAAAGAGAUUGAGAAAAACAUCGACAGGAUCGACAUCUGGAUCUGGAGACAAAACGGAAGAAAUUAAUGAGAUUACAUUGGUUGCUACUAACAUUGUAAAACCUGAACCAUUGAUUGUAUCACAAGAAAGUGGGGAAAAUGUAAGGAGACCGGUGAACACUAGUACAGAGUCACAAGGAAGUAUCGAUGAAGAUCAAAUAUCAAUAAUGAGUAAUAUGGAAAGUAGUUCUACAACAAUGCCGGCACAAAGUGAUACUACAAUACAAAAUGUGAAUCAACCAUCGAGUGGAAAUGUAGCACAAAGUUCUGUUUCUUCUCAACCACCGGCACAUCAAGGAUUACAAUGGACUAUUAUGGAGCACACAUAUCCACGUUUCGCUCUGUCCUCGUGUCAAACGAAUCUGUCGAUCCAAGCGUCAUCAGCGUUUACAACGCCUGAAAUAACAACUUCUUCGACGAUCAGCGAUCAGUACUCUGGUACCAGCACCACUGGUUCCAGUUGUGCCCUGACGAGUUAUCCAAAUUCCUCGUCGCAUGGGGGGACAUCAACGUUACAGCAUACAUCAGCAUCAAGUGCUCCACCGCCAUCCUCAACACAGUGUCCGAGUAACUGCCAAAGUCCCUGCGCCAGUCCCCAAACGGCGAUUAAAAGGAAAAGAUCAACAAAUCCACAAGCUGAUGAGAACUUUAUUAGAGCUCUCGAUGCAGUGCGAUACGGUGGUAUAGGCUUUUGUAAAGCUGCCAGAAUGUUCGGUGUAAAUAAUCGAACGCUUUGGCUCGAGUACAAGAAACGUGGUUAUCCUAAUAAUCGACCUAGCUUAAAGUCAAGAGUGAAACAGGAAGUUAAUUCUUCACCACCGCCUGCGGCACAAUCGGCCCAACCUGUAAAUUCGCAAAGUCCAACGCCCAUGGGGCCGCCUUCGACUCCACACAGUACACACAAUACCCACAGCACUCAUACUAUGUUAACCACUCAUAGUCCUCAUACCAUGUUAAGCGGUUAUAUCGAUAGUAGGCAUACGGACUAUGCACUUCCGAAAUAUAUAUAUAUAUAUACAUACAUACAUAUAUAUAAAGUGGCUGGAUCAAAGAGAGGUCGUUUAUUGAUGCGCCAGCCAAGAGUUAAGAAGGAACCAUCUCAUUUGUCACCGGACAACGAUCCAAAUUCACCUCACAUCGUAUCCUCGUCGAUUCAUCUGACAGCACAAACAUUGAAUGUUCCUCAAUUGUCACGUACCUGGGAAGAAUCAAGGAGUUCACCGCCACCUUCGAUUUUGGUCACACAAUCGAAUCUUUUAACAGUUACGACACCGACAAAUCUAUUAAGUGUUCCUCAACCGUCCUACUUGACUAAACAACAUUCUCAUCCACUUUUGUCGAGUCAACAGUCAAGUACCAGUGGCAAUUAUUUGAUACAAAGGCAACAUUCAAAUCCUGAAUUUCCCGGAAGGACUACGAGUCCAUCGAUAGUAGUAGAGCCAGCACCUAUUGUUAAAACGGAAGAUGAUGUCAAAGAUGUUAACGUUACCGAGGAACCUAUACCUAGUACGACGAAUGCUGGAAGUAGUAGUAGUAGUAGUAGUAAUAGUGGUGGUAACAAUACAACUGGCAACAAUACUCAAUCUGGUGGAUUAAGGAUCAAGACAACUGAACUUAGGCGGAGUUCCUCUUCGCCACAGACGACCAGUAGAGAAUCCAGAGAAGGUACAGGCGGAGAUCUACGAUUAGGUCAUUGUCCAGUAUUACGUCCUGGUCCAGCUUUAGGUUGCAAUCAUUGCUGGAAUACUAUGGAUGCUCAUAGAAGAAUUCUAAGAAGGAAAACCAAGUACCAUUGUCCAGAAUGUCAAAUCAAUUUAUGCAUCGUACCAUGUUUUCAGGAAUUUCACGAACAACGUCGUGAAUUGAUAUCGAAAUUGAAACCCUUACCAAAAACUAGCUCCGUUUAAUAUAACACCCUUUUCUUUUUCUUUUUCUUUUUUUCUUUUUUUUUUUUCGUUUUUUUUCACUCUCUUCUUUUUUCUCUCUUUUUUCUUUUUUCUUUUUUUUUUUUUUCCUUUCUUUAAUUUAUUUUAUUCCCGUAGGAUAAACUCGGCUGAUUUUAUUGUUACGUGUAUUAUAUGUACGUAUGUAUGUGUUUAAGAGCACGCUUUAAAUUUUGAAAUCACGUCGAACGUGAAAAAGUCGUGUGAAAAUUGUAUCAAUUCGAAGGAACCCUUUUUUCUACGACGAAAAUAA
This is a messenger RNA of Vespa mandarinia (Asian giant hornet), 3260 nucleotides long. It is a transcript of the gene BtbVII, whose product is annotated as BTB-protein-VII. Gene Ontology annotation, biological process: regulation of transcription by RNA polymerase II. Gene Ontology annotation, cellular component: nucleus. Gene Ontology annotation, molecular function: protein binding; DNA binding. The record is from RefSeq and is a predicted model, not a curated record. NCBI's taxonomy places the organism in Eukaryota, Metazoa, Arthropoda, Insecta, Hymenoptera, Vespidae.